CUCUCUGAACUUUAUAAGAACUUAAAUUGAUGUGUGAGUUUAAGAUCAUCAUGACCCAAUGUUCUUUCACCCUCAGGAUUCUAAGAAACAGCUAAGAGAUAUAGGAUGGGACUGUGAUGGCUUGGAAAGGAAAGCAUUGAAACAGUGAUUUCUGACAGAAAAGUUAUUUGCGCCUUUCUUGCUCUCUUCAUUCAGUUGGUCAAUAAAUAUCUGAAACCGAGGGUGUGCCUCAAUGCCACACACUUAACAAAGAGAUGGAGAUGACAAGGCACUAUAAAUUAAGCUAAGGUCCCAUUGUACAGUCAGCAUUGUUUGUGUCCACACUUUAAUAGUCUGACUGAAUGCAGAAAUGUUGGGAAGGAAUUAGGGCAUGGUAAGCUGUCAAUCUAGUUUGCCUGUUCAACCUGCCCUACUUUGUCCGAUGUUCCACCCUAGGUAACCUGAUUGAUGUCUUUAUAAUAGGACCGGAUGUUGCUUGCUAACGUUUACUGGAUUCAUUAGAGAACAGAUUGUUAGAAUGCUUUUGCCUAUAUUUGGACUUGCCAGUAAGGAUAGUUUUAAAAGAUUCAUUUGAGAGCCCCUUAGAAUUUGCUGGUUGCUUUUGAUUGUUGAGCUGUGAAAGGUGCCAUCCUUUGAUUGUAAGGGCUGGGCAGUUCAAGACUUAAUUUACAUUUCAGAUACUUCCCCCUUUACCAGUAUUCAAAUUAGCAGCUUCUUCUUUCUUUAAAAGAAGUAAUGGACAAGAAGAGCAUGUUUAGUUCCUGCUGUGCUCUUGUGAAAGCAACCAAACUGUUUCUACUAGGUGUUAAUUGGCAAGCAGAAAUUUCUAAGGAGAAAGGUGGUGCUACUUGAGGCAACUCCCAUUCAUUGAAGGAGUGCACCAAACUCUCUCUCUCUCGCUUGUGAAGUUUCAUCACGGUGAGAAGAAUGGGUUCGGUUUCAGAGAUGCUCACAGCAGUCCCUCUUCACAAGAGGCCUGAUCUCCUGGAGGCCUGUGCUGACCUCAUCAACGAAGAGUGGAAACGGAGCCGGACCUCCCGUAUCCACUCCCUGCAAAAAUCUAGUGACAACUUUCCCAUGUGCCUGGUAUUGAUCAGAACUUUGAGGGUAACGGAGGAAACUGCAGAAGGGAAGACGUCCAAUACCCAGUGCCAACUUCUGGGACAUGCCAGGUUAUCCCGUGUGAUUGGCCAAUCCAACAGUUUAUUUGUGGAGACCGUGGUGGUUGCCAAGGCCCUCCGUGGAAAGGGCUACGGCAGGAAGCUGAUGGAAGCUGUUGAGAACUUUGCCAAAGCCCACCGCUACCAGCACCUGUAUCUCACCACACACGACAAACAGCAUUUUUAUGCCCACCUGGGCUACAGCUUGUCCAAGCCCGUCCAGUGGGCUGGAUUCAUCAGUUCUCUGGUACCUAUGGAAUUUUUGGAGAACUUCUCUACUCCUCAACAUAAGACGGAGCUUCCUGCACAGUCUGGAAAGCAUAAUACAAAUGCAUCUUACCAAAGCAGAUCUGGAGCAAACCUCCCUCCUUCACCGCAUGCUGCACCUCUUUCUUCUUCCCCUUUUUGCUCAGUAGCCCCACCUUCGUUGCCUUCUCCUUGUUCUUAUCAUUCAGGGACAGCUACCAUUUCUCCCCAUCUUCCAUUGCCAGGUCCCCACCCAUCCUCUGCCCAGUCCAGGAAUGCUCUGGUUCACUCUUCACCAUUCGCCUCUGCUGCCCCAGCUCCUCUACCCUCUCCUCCUCCUCCUCCUCCUCCCCUCCCACUUCCAGUGCCUCCACCAAGAGCCUUUUUAGUAGUCCAGCCAAACUCUGGGAAACCCUCCUCUUCCAGGGUUUUGGAGAAUACAUUUGAAGAGCAGACGCUUUUUGAAACACCUUAUCGGGAUCUGAAAGGGAAACCCAUAUUCUGGAUGAAGAAAGAGAUCUGAUUUUUCCCUUCCGUUGUGUGACUGUGCAAUAAAGAUGAAAUAAGUGAAUAAGGAGGAAAAAGGAAAGCCUUUCUUGUUUUAAAAGGAAAGCCUGGCUUUGUGAGACAAAAGAUCCCCAUUUAAAACGAAUAAAACAAUGUAUUUGGU
Molecule: messenger RNA, 2076 nt
Organism: Thamnophis sirtalis
Lineage: Eukaryota; Metazoa; Chordata; Lepidosauria; Squamata; Natricidae
Source: RefSeq, a predicted model, not a curated record